Tremella mesenterica DSM 1558 is the source of this 1080-nucleotide messenger RNA. RefSeq lists its product as uncharacterized. The annotation marks the transcript as partial. Gene Ontology annotation, molecular function: protein binding. The record is from RefSeq and is a predicted model, not a curated record. NCBI's taxonomy places the organism in Eukaryota, Fungi, Basidiomycota, Tremellomycetes, Tremellales, Tremellaceae. The transcript has 2 exons.
ACCAUGUUGGACCUCAAACUCACACCUUCCUCCAAGAUCAUUCACAAUGCCAUCUCUGUCCUGUGCGAGGCGGGCUGCCCUCGUACGGCACUCGGAAUGAUGGAGGCAGUCCUUCACAAGACCAAUCUUGAAAUCGCGCCCUCGGCGUGGAUGCAUAUCUUGACCAGUAGUGCUGCCAAUUUGUUUGCCGACGGGGUCGAGUCAGCAUGGCAACGUCUCGUCCAUCUCAAAAAGUUCACGCCGAACGAGGGGUUGGUGUUACAAGUCUUGAGCGUUGCUGCGCGGUGCGGUCGGCCCGCUUUAGCCAUCGAAGCCUUGGAAAUACUAUCGCAAUGUAAAAUACGACCUAUGGAGCAUCACCUCGCACCCCUGCUUGAAGCCUACGUCAACGCUGGGCAAGUCCAAGAUGCUAUGUCUGUCCUCUCCACGAUCCGACAUGCUGGAAUGAUCCCGACCAUGCGUACCGCUCAACCCAUCGUCGAGGCCCUCCCAAGCAUAGAGCUCAUCGACCGAGCGUUUUAUGCGAUAGAAGACUCUGUCCAGAAAGGGCAGACGAUCGACAUCACCGCCCUAAACGCUGUCAUCAAGGCCAGCGUGCUUGCGGGCGACAUCCAGCGAGCUCGAGGCUCGCAGACGGCCGCGGUUGAGCUUCGUCUCAAUCCAAACAUCGAUACUUUCAACAUCAUGCUCGAAGGGUGUGUGCGAUCAAAGAUGCGUGCUCUGGGCGACACCAUUUUAUCGGAAAUGAAGACAUCACCUAUCGCCCCCGACGCUGCCACAUAUGAACAUAUGAUACGACUAUGUCUGACCCAAGAACCUUACGAUGACGCUUUCUAUUACUUGGAGAGGAUGAAGUCAGAGAAGUUGCGUCCUUCGCUGGAGAUUUACGAAGCACUUGCGGCGCGAUGCGCGGAGAAUCACGACCGUCGGUGGAAGGCGGUAUUGGAUGAAGUGUCGGAGAAGGGUUAUCGUCGGAGUGCUACCCUGCAACGAGUCGUGCAAGCAGCUAAUAGUUCGACUCUGACUGUGUCAACGAGAGCACACGAACGGCCUUUCACCAGUCGGAGAACCGAGUCAUAG